Molecule: messenger RNA, 1350 nt
Organism: Fraxinus pennsylvanica
Lineage: Eukaryota; Viridiplantae; Streptophyta; Magnoliopsida; Lamiales; Oleaceae
Source: the annotation of a GenBank genome assembly
AUGAAUGAAAGCACCAAGAUUUCGCUACGAACAGCUCCCGUUCAUCCUCCCAGCUUCACUGCUCUCUUCCUUCUGUCAGAAAUCAGCGACAAUGUAUUAAAAUCGAUUAUGGGGUGCGCAAUUUCCAUAUCUGCAGUUGGGAAGAACAGGAAGAAGAAUAUUUCGGAAGUUACUGUUUUUGUGCCCUCACUGCGUGUUCCUGUCCAAUCUGAUUUACAGAAAACACUCAGAGGAUUAAUUCCCAAGGAUCUUGUUAAUAGAAUUAGUUCAUUGAGAAAUCAGAUUGUGUUAGUUGCAGAGGAAACUGGUGGAUCAGCUAUCAGCGAAUUACAAAAGGCAUUGAAUGACUACUUGUCUUUACUUCUCGGCCUUACUAACAGAGAAUAUGGGCUUCAAGAAUUGGUAGAAUUCAAAUGGAAAGAUUUAGAAGAUGGCCGUCAGGAAAUCUGUGUCGCAAACUCCUGGUUUGAACUACUAUCUGUUCUUCACAUGAUUGCUAUGUUAACAUUGACUGAGGCGAACAUUAAGUUGAUUCCUAAGGAUAAUAACUUGUCUGAGAGGCUCGUAUCUGCAGAUUGCAUGCGAGAUGCAGUCGAUUUAUUGUUGAAAGCAGCAGGAUAUAUGGAUUUUUGUGUGAACAAUGUUCUUCCUCAGUUACCACCUGAUAUGAAGAACAAGUUGCCUACAUAUUUGCACGAGAGUGUCCUUGAGGCAAUCUCAAAUCAAGCACUGGCGCAGGGAACUGAACUUCAGCUCGGUUUAGCUGUCCAAAGCCAGAAUGCCACUUUAUCUGUUAAGAGGAGGCUCGCAUGUGAACUACUGAUCUACUUUGGGCUGGCCCAUCGCUGUUUGUCUGAAGGUAAUAAUAAUGGAAAAUCUAGAAAGAAGCACUUCUUGUUCCUUAAAUGCAAGUAUCUUGAAGCAAAGGCUGCAGCUUACUACUAUCAUGGCCUUGUUCUUGACAAAGGCACUGAACCAUCUUGCCACAUUAGUGCUGUGUGUUGUUUCCUCGCUGCAGAAGAACUACUAGCAGAAAGCAAGAAGGCAUGCCUAGCCUUUUGUCUAGCAGAUCCCGUUACUAGGGUUCCUCCACCAUGGGGUGCUAUGAAGCAUUUACACAAGAAAAUCCCCGAAACUGCAUCCAAGAAAUCACAGAUGUAUGGCUACCUUUUGGAUCAAGAGAAAGGUCUUCAGAUUUUGCCUGAUCUUCCGGAGUUCCAGUUGUCGCUGAAACCCGAUGACUAUGAAUUGCCUGCAACGGAUACUGCAUGGAAUUCUGGAAGUUGGGAAAUCUCCGGACAACCUCUCAAGGACCACCUCAAAGAUGGCAAAGAAGAAGUUGAAACAUAA